Eutrema salsugineum is the source of this 201-nucleotide messenger RNA. Its product is annotated as putative defensin-like protein 257. The record is from RefSeq and is a predicted model, not a curated record. Lineage: Eukaryota; Viridiplantae; Streptophyta; Magnoliopsida; Brassicales; Brassicaceae. The transcript is spliced from 2 exons. Bases 1 to 201 code for a protein of 66 amino acids.
AUGAAGAACUUUUUCCUCAAGCUUCCAUUAUUGAUUUUCAUUUUGGUCAUUACUUCAAAUCUUGGAGCAGAAGCAAGACAAUUAACUGGAGUCGAAGUUAUCGCCGGAAGUUCAAAUAAGACCGUCACCGCUGGGGCGGCACAUCCACCUUGCAAGAGAGAUGUAAAUUGUAGCUUCGAAUGUCCUAAGGGAGGAAUGUAA